Messenger RNA from Epinephelus fuscoguttatus (brown-marbled grouper), 4626 nucleotides. Its product is annotated as myoneurin-like. The transcript is spliced from 4 exons. Gene Ontology annotation, cellular component: nucleus. Gene Ontology annotation, molecular function: DNA-binding transcription factor activity; RNA polymerase II cis-regulatory region sequence-specific DNA binding. Bases 1651 to 3882 code for a protein of 743 amino acids. Lineage: Eukaryota; Metazoa; Chordata; Actinopteri; Perciformes; Serranidae. The record is from RefSeq and is a predicted model, not a curated record. Gene Ontology annotation, biological process: regulation of transcription by RNA polymerase II.
GUGUUACAUGCUGAGCCGUGUGUGUGUGUGUGUAGGUGAUGUAGGAGGUAUGAGACGUUAGUGCGCUGGGUGUGGUGUGUGACGUCAGACAGAUGCGCCCAGGAAGAACGCGAGCCAUGUGCUACGUUGUUUACAUCCAGCAGCCACAGCGAAGAAGCCUACGCAGUUCUGUAUGCUGUUUUUGCGUUAUUUUCCUCUAUGUAAAAGUCGGACACUGAUGAGAGAGGCAGUGCAUCAUUCUUGCAGUGCUGGAAAUAAAGUGCCGUUCUUCAACGCAGACGAAGUCUCGUUGUUUAUGUGUUGUUGCCACAACGAGCUAACACAAGCUAAAGGAGCUAGUGGUCUUCGGAGGUCCCUUUACUAUGGCUCGGGGGUCUGCCAGCUUGGCGCUGGUAACACAAGAUAAAUAGGACGGCCAUUGUACUGUAUUUACUGUCUAAAAAACGAGUCACAACAAGCACACAGGACCGUUUAGAGUUGCUGAAAGUGAUAGUAAAUUCGCCUAUUGCCGUAAUCCCUAUAGUCAUAUGAGUAGGUACAUUACAAAAAUUACAACCUUUCACAAACCAUGAUUUACAAUAACACUCUGUAAACUUUUCUCAAACUUUCUGGUGCGUCCAGCUGACGAUACCGCAAAUGCAAGGCUGCAAGCAACAGCCACGGCACUGUCUCAGGUGCGCUCCACAGAGCGUUUUGGAGUCAUUUGAUUAGUUUUGAGGGAGAGAGAGGGCCGUACCGUUCACCUCCAUUUUGUGCACUGACAAUUAAAGGGAUACGCCAACAUUUUUUUUUGUUUGCGUGUCUUGCCUCUCUCUCGAGUCCACGACAAGCAGAUAGAUACCAUUCUUUCGACUGUGCGUGCAGUAACAAGGGAGAGACGGGCAGAGCUCGCCCACCUCUAAUUAGCUUAGCUCAAAUACUGGGAGUCAAUGGGAAGCGUUAGCCUGCCUCUGCCUACAGUCAUCAGAUAAACUCUUCAAGGGACAGUUCAACAUUUUGGCAAAUUCGCCUAUUGCCGUAAUCCCUAUAGUUAUAUGGGUAGGUACACUACCUUUAAUUAUCAGUGCCAUUAUUAUUAUCAGUUGUUCUGAGAUCAGUGGGGCAGAGCUGCCUGCUGCUCAGCGCACAAAAUGGAGAUGAACAGUAUGGCCCCCUCUCUCCCUCAAAACUAAUCAAAUACACCAUCAGAGUUGUUUUGAAGCCAAAUGCACAACCGGAACUACAUUCCAGACAUACAGUGAUUUCAAACAGCGUAUGUUUAAAGGAAUACUCAGACGAUUUGGGAGUUAUGCCCUUUCUCUAUCAAUAUGUCCAAUGGCUGGGUCUCAGCGGUUAGCAUUGCGGCUUAGCUUAGCGAACACAAUUGAAGUCUAUAGGGGGUCAGGAGCCUGUGUAAAAGCGAACAAAUAAACGUUACAGAAACCCUGAAGCUGGCAUUUCUACACGUGCAUUUAAAAUAAACAUGCUUAAACAUUAAUUCGAAAAACGGGAGUCCUUUUAGUCGUUUUAGAAGAAGUUUGAUACACAGAACUAUAGUGUGUUUACGUCCUGCGUGGAGGGAUACACCAGCGAGCAACAGCUGCAGCUGGCUCUGGGACAGGAACGCUAGGUCACUUGGUAAAAGCAAACAAAGAGACGACACGGACGAUCAUGCCUCGAAAAUGUAGAAUUGCAACUUGCAAAAACAUUCAAGGCAAACCUACAGGGACUCCUGUGAUGUUUCACCGGUUUCCAGCUCGCAACCCAGAGCAAUUUCGAAAAUGGCUCGUUGCUGUACAAAUGGACCCCAACACACCUCAAAAAGACCUGCCACGACUGCUAAUUUGCUUGGAGCACUUUGUGAGGGAGGACUACAUUAAAAAAACAGAGCAAACCGGUACAAGGUUUUUUCUGAAAGAUACAGCCGUCCCAUCUGUCGGUAGACAGAGAGGACAAAGGGAAACACCUGAGGCUGUGCGGUCAACUGCUGCAUCCAGGACGUGCUCCGUGGUCAGAUGUGAUUCAUGGCGUCGCAGCGCACUACUGUUUAAGUUACCGGAAGAUCCAGAGAGGAGGCUGGAGUGGGUUCAGUUGAUUUUGGAAGUCAACGGGCAGCGACUGAAAGAGUCAUCCUGGACUGAUAUCACCAUUUGUAAUGAACACUUUACCGGUGACUCUUUUGAAGACACGGGCCAGCUAAAGCUCAGUGCUGUCCCAACACUGUGUGUCAAGUCAGAGCCCGAUGAAUCCCCGGUGAGCCCACAGAAUGAGCAGAUUAAAGGGAAGUAUAUUGUGAAUGAAAGCUGCCUCCUCCAGUUGUUCCGCCGCAAGUGCCCGUCGUGUGGCUUUAAACUUCUGAUGGAGAAGGUCACCUCUGGGGUGCUCAUCACCUUCACCCAAACUUGCCUGAAGUGUGACUACAAAAACCAGUGGAAGAACCUUGUCAAUUACGCUCUUCCUACAGCUGUGGAUCAACACCCGACAGGAGGCACAGAAGAAACUCCAGAGAUCAAACAGGAAAUGCCAACAGGCGACAACCCCAGCAGCACAGUGUUCUCUGAAGUUGUUACUUUUAGUGAUGAAGAAAGUGAUCCGUCAGAUGAAGGAGAGGAAGGUGAUGACGGUGGGGUGAAUUCCGACGGGGAUUGGAAUCCAACCGAGGAUAUUUUGCUGGCGGAAGAGCUCACAAAGCAUUCUGAAGAGGAAAGUGAAGAUGAAGAUGAAGACCAAAGCGGAGAGGAGGAAGAGUUUGAUUCCCCAGGUGGCCUCAAAAUUAAAGAGCUCUGCACAGAAUGUGGAAGUUUCUUCAAUAUUCUGAAGGCUCACACUUGUGAGCACAAAAUAAAGCCCUUUUCCUGCAAUAUCUGCGGCAAAAGAUGUGUUACCGAGACGUCUCUGAAAAAUCAUAGCAAAAUCCAUGAUGAAACCUAUGAGCAUCCUUGCAAAUACUGCCACGUUACCUUCAAAACGAGGGUGGACAAACUUAAACAUGAGCAGAUCCAUCAAGAUUGCAAAGAACCCUAUAAAUGUCCAGACUGUCCAAAGACAUUUGCCAGCAGUAAAGUACGCAGAGCCCACCUGGCGAAUCACAGAAGGGCCCCGAAGGAGUACAAAUGUGGAGUUUGUGGGAUUGAAUUUAAGGAUGUUCAUCAUCUGCGGAGACAUUCUAUCGUGCACACGGAAUUGAAACCCUACAAGUGCACAGUGUGCCACCGUGGCUUCAACCAGUCGAGCCACCUGAAAUCUCACAUGCGUCUGCACACAGGGGAGAGGCCUUUUAAGUGUAAGCAUUGUGACAAAAGCUUCAAUCACAACGUGAGCUUGAAGAGUCACGUCCAGCGUUACCACUCAUCGACUUCUGGACAUGAACAGAAGAAGGUUAAGAUGGAAGAAGGGACCAGCGACACUGGCGAUGCAGAGGACAGUGGGAUUAAGAAAGGCACAGACUCUGAGUUUGACAAUGCAGAAGAAGAUGCAGGAGGGGAGGUGCAGAAGGAGGUAACAGAAGUGCGCAAAAGUAAAAAGAGGACCACAGGCAGACCCAGAGGAAGGCCAAAGAGGGACGCAGCAGGCAACUUGAUUCCGGCAGGGGAAACAGGAGGCUCACGUUCAAACACUAAGACUGCAAAAUCAAAGGCGCAAAAGUUAAAGAAAACAGGUUCCAGCGAUGAGGAAAGUGAAGACGAGCAAUCAGACAGUGACAUAUCCUAUGACUCACCAGAAGAGGAGAAGGAGGAGACAGUAAAGAAGAGCACAGGGAAAUCAAGAGGAAGACCAAAAAAUGACAGUGACUCUGAUUUUGAUCUAGAAGAAGUAACAAAGAAAAAGAGGUACAGCAGCCAGAGCAGCGGUAAGACCUCAGGGAAACGUAGGGGAAGGCCAAAGAAAAAUCCAGAGGUCUGAAAAUGCUGAAAACACACAGAGCUGAAUAAUUUGUUUUGGGAAAAAAGAAAGAAGCUGCAGAAAACUGGACUGAUACCUCUCAAAGAUAUGGUAAAACAAUUUGGAAUAUGAGAAACAAAACGUUCACACAGGCCAAUGUCUUUCUGAGGCCCUGCCUACACAUACACAGAUAUUUUUAAAAGCUGAUAUUUCCCCCCUCUGUUUUAAAAAGAAUCUGUCCACACAACUUUUAUUGUACAAAAUAUCUUCAUACACACUAGAAAACAAAAGCAACUCCAGAUGCUCAUUGGUGUUAGCCUUCUCCCACAUUCUCCUGUUGUUGCAAAUGCAGUAAUAUUAACAGGCUAAUGUUAAAUUUUUCAAAACUCUGACUGGAGAUCUCAUCACCAUUUAGUCCCUUUCAACAUAAGGAUAAAGGAGCUCACUUAAAAAUACGAGUAAUGCUCUUGACAAUUGAAAGUUUUCUUUCCACUCGUCAUCAACAACUGUCCCACUGUCUGCUGGUUUGCAACUUUAUACUGCAGCUGUUGAGGUGGACCACAUCAUAUUGGCCACCACAUAUACCUCUGUUCAUCCGUAAAGUGGUGAAGCAGUACUUUUGCAAGUGUGAAGUAGUCAUUGGACCAAGCAGUGCUAACAGAACAUAAACUAACAUGUUCAUUACACAAAGCAGCAGUGGGUAUGCACAGUUUGAAUAGUGCACAACCCACUCUUCUUCUGAGGCUCAGUCGCCCCCACAGUCGU